This is a messenger RNA of Priapulus caudatus, 2156 nucleotides long. Its product is annotated as mitochondrial import inner membrane translocase subunit Tim21-like. Gene Ontology annotation, cellular component: TIM23 mitochondrial import inner membrane translocase complex. The record is from RefSeq and is a predicted model, not a curated record. NCBI's taxonomy places the organism in Eukaryota, Metazoa, Priapulida, Priapulimorpha, Priapulimorphida, Priapulidae. Gene Ontology annotation, biological process: protein import into mitochondrial matrix. The transcript has 6 exons. Bases 157 to 819 code for a protein of 220 amino acids.
AAAAUACGAUUUUGUUGUUUUCAGUAAUUUUAUAUCUUUAGCAUGCUAUAGUGCGUCAACUGAUUUGGCGAUUCGGGCCCAUAUAGGACCGCCUCUUGACGGCAUCUCGCUCUUUCACCGCCACGCGCGCGCGAGCGAGAUACCUCACGUUUCACCAUGCUACGACUACAGGCUGCCACCGCUCUUCGCUGCGCGUGGUCCCUGCACGCCUCGCAGCGCUGCGCCGGAGCGGCGGCGUUGCUACGGCAACCGCAUCCCGCACGCGUGAUUGGCCGAGAAGAGUCGACGGCGCCGCGGCGGAAGUCCCCGGGAAUCGUCAAGUCGGACGGACGAUCGGGAGGGGAAGUGACAACGAGCCUGGGAGAGAAAGUGAAGCAGACGAGCAAAGAUCUGACGUGGAUAGUAGUUAUCGUUGGAGGAGCAGGCAUUAUAGGUCUCAUGUUUUACUACAUAUUCUAUGAGCUGUUUUCUAAAGACAGUCCUACGGGAGUGUAUGGCGACGCCUUGAAACGCUGCAAGAAGAAUAUGAAGGUGACGGACGUGCUCGGCGAACCGCUGAAGGCUUACGGCGAGAUGUCCAGCAGGGGGCGCCGGCGGCACGUGAGCAACACGGUGUUCGUGGAACGAGACGGAACGAAGCACAUGAGAAUGAGGUUCUACGUGGAAGGUUCCGUGCGGAAGGCGACCGUUCACGUCGAGAUGAGAGAGAAUGAUCGUGGAAAAUACGAAUAUCUGUAUUUGAUCGUCGAACUGGAUGGAUAUCCGCAGAGAACUAUCGUCGUGGAAGACAAUAGAGGUCUAAACCUGGUGAAAGUGUAGAAAACAACAGAGUCGUAGAUUUGGUGAAAGUGUAGUAAACAAAAGGUCUAGACUAUGUGAAAGAGUGGGAGGAGAAAGAGUUAAAAGACUGUGUGAAACUGUGGCAUACAAGAGACCUAGACUAUGUGGAAGUGUAGAAGAAAACAGAGAUGAACUCCUAAUGAAAGAUUAAAAGACAACAGGGGUCUUAUCUAUGUGAAAAGGGUAGAUGACAGAGUCAUAAACCUUGUGAAAGUCUAGAAUCGAUGACAUCACUGCGGUUCGAAACCGCGACAGGCGUAUUUGCCCGCGAGAGAUUUUUUAGCGCCACCUACCAGACUGAACUUCGACUAGAAACCACGUCGAGUGUAUUCGCCCGCGAGGGGGCGUUCAGCGCCACCUACCAGACGGAAUUUGCGACGAUCGGAGCAAGGGAGCGAUUUUUUGCCGUUGGCAUUUUUUUCGCAGGAUAGUUGCGAGAGAUUGUCGAUAACGAGACGUAGCAGAGCGUAUAACGAGGAUGAAAUGACUGCUCACCUCACAGGAUGCUGUGUGUGUGUGUGUGCUGUGGAUCAAGGACAUAUCCAAGGUCACGACGAUGCCGAGAAAACGGCCGUUCUCGCUGCGUGCGGUCAAACCUGCAUAUUAGGGCCGUUCGAGGGAUGCGCCCAAAUUGACCUUUGUAGACAGAUUUUCAGUCUAUAGCGGUCGUUCCGUUACAUAACUGCCAGUCAAAGGAACGGCCAAAUAUGUCAUUUAUAUACAGGUUGUAUGCGUGGUGUACCUGUAUCGCUGCCCUCUCGAGCGAUGCACCAAGUGGCCUUUGUAGACAGGUGCGAAGUGCCAAAGGUGACCCUUAUGGACAGGUGGCUGUUCUAUAGAGGGAGUCGCUAACAGAGGUUUGACUGUAGUUAGAUUCGUGGCGUGAAUAAUACAAAGCAAUGUCCGUGAUAAUGAAGAGAAAGCAAGAGAGAAAACAUGGGCCCGUUGUCUGAAACAAAACUAGUUAAACUUAGCAUUCAGUCUUAAAUACAAACUUUUUCUCUUAGAUCGUCGACGGAAACACGGCAGCAUAAGUUACGAGAGCGAAAAAUUCUACCAAAUUUCCUCGCGACUUUACGAAACAAAGUUCUGUCGACGAAGGGUUAACGUUGAGACUAAUGUUAAGAUUUAUUAAACUUGUUUCCGACAACAGGGCCCCCGACAUUCACAACGUGCUUCCUACAAAAAGUGGAGUGAAGGACGUCCGCAAUCGAUUUCAAACACGCAAAGAUGAUUAGCUAAACGUGAAUAAAGAGCGAGAGACAAAUACAUUUAGCUAGUUGUGCAAACGUUUUCAAAUAAAGUGUUAUUAUUAU